Molecule: messenger RNA, 2750 nt
Organism: Pomacea canaliculata
Lineage: Eukaryota; Metazoa; Mollusca; Gastropoda; Architaenioglossa; Ampullariidae
Product: nuclear transport factor 2-like
Exons: 4
Coding region: 89-490 (133 amino acids)
Biological process (GO): protein import into nucleus
Cellular component (GO): nuclear pore central transport channel
Source: RefSeq, a predicted model, not a curated record
GAACGAUCUCGCUCUGUCUGGGAAUGGUUUGCGAGGGAUGGUGAAAGGAGAGAACGAACUUUCAGCACGUUGCUAAUCAGACAGAAAAAUGACUUUGAAUCCUAACUUUGAUCAGAUCGGCCAAAAUUUUGUGAAAUUCUAUUAUGAGAAAUUUGACAAGAAAGCAGAGCGACACUUAGUCGCGCAAUUUUACGUCCCUCAGAGCCUGUUGACUUUUGAGGGUCAGCAAGUGAUGGGGGCAGAGGAUAUCUACAGGAAGCUGACUGAAGGUUUUCCAAUGGAUGACAUUGCACGAAGUUUGACAAAGGUGGAUUGUCAGCCAACAUUGGAUGGAGGAGUGCUAGUAUUUGUCCUUGGACAGCUAAAGGGUCAGACAGAAGGAGACAAAGUCAUGGGUUUUAGCCAAGUGUUUAUUCUUAAGCCUUUAAAUGAUUCAUUUGUCAUCGCGCAUGACAUUUUUCGCCUUUCUCUACAUGACUUCUGUGUAUAAACAAUGGUCUGAAAUCACAGAUUUUUGGUUAGGGAUGGGGGGAUACUGAUGGAACAGAAUUUUGCAUGGAGCACCAGCUAUGAAGUAAACCAUCUGCCAGUGACCUUCUGACCUUCCCCAGCCACCACAACUCAUAGCGACAGUGCUCACUGGUCUGCCUUGCUGCUUCUGUCUGAUCUGUUUUAACCACAGAGAACUCUGACACAGGUGUGCUUUGUUGUAGUUUUUGGAUAAGUAUGAAGAAAGUUGGUUCAACGUGUGGAAAGCGUCAAAAGUUUCAAUAUAAAGGAUUUUCUUUGGAAUAAGACUAUUGCGUCCAUUUGCAUCUUAAAGAACAGUAAAGUUAAAUCGGUGGUUGCUAUUUUCUCUCUCUCUCUCUCUUUUUUUGUUUUUGAUCAGCAGAUAGGGUCUUUCAAGAAAAAGCAAAUUUUGGACAUAAAGGGUGGAAAGUCUGUUUUAUCUGUUCAUGCAUUUUUAAAAUUAGAAACAGUUGACUCAUAUAAUUUUUAUGUUCUCCAUGAUGGGACCUGGAACUUGUCUGGUCAGUCUCAUGUUUAUUAAUACAUUAGAUUAACUUUAAAAAUAGGGAACAAAGGAUAUAUUUAAGUUAUGCUGGUUUUGCACUUUAUACCUCACUAUGUACUAGCAUGUGAGAAACAUUCUGCUGAUCUUGACUUUAAAAGUACAGAUAAAUGGCAGAGAUUGAGGAAAUAUGAAAUAAUUUUUCCAACAUUAGGUGUUUGUUUCCAUGUCGCUGUUUAGUCCUUUUGUCACUUUAAGUACGGCCAUUCAGUUUUGUGCACAUUUUUUUACCACCCAUUCUCUAAAUUGAUCAGAAAAAGUCAAAUUUGAUUUCUGAUUUUAGGAGACACAUUUUGGCUAAUAAUUUUACACAAUUGUUAGGUUUAGCAGAGAGCAGUAUACUUGUCUUAAGAGAGAUGAAAUUGAGAAUCCACUAUCUUGGCAAAAUCAAAUUUUUACCACUGCAAUUUAAUUUAAGUGUAAUUUUUUACUUUAUAUUGGUCCAACAGUCUUAUAGGCAGAAUUCAUGAUGAGCGCCUGUCCAGGUUGGAAAUACUAUCUUACCUUUGACAAUCAGGAAUUUGGAAAAGAGUGACAUAGUUAAGAAAAAUUUCAAAUGGUGAUUACAAGGCCCUGGCAGUAUAACAGUUGUCAAGAGAGGUAACUAACAGAAAACAAAGUCAGCAUCCCGAAGACAUAAUUUUGCUGACAAAUCUAAUGGCUGUCUCUAGCCACCGUUAGUUGCCAGUGUACAAUUUUUACUGCUAUGGCAACAGAAUCACUAACAUUUAAGGGCUAAUAUUGUGUCUUUACUUUUUCAUAUUGAAAUAUGUAUCUUACUGUACAACUUAGUUUAAACAGAAUGUGUAAUAAUACUUACUAUAUAGGCCAGAUAAAUGGAGCUCUGCAGACUUGCACAGAUCCAGGACUGGAACUUGGACAUACGUAUUACUGGCAGUAUUAGCUUGUUAUGGAACCAUUGGUGGGGAAGAUAUAGAAGUUGCCAGUGUAAUGUGGCAGAUGCAGAGAGAUGUAGCCUCUGAAGCCAUGCUUUUUGUAACACAUAGCAUGCUGAAGGCCGCUGUCCAUCUUGACCUCAUAAAAUGUAUAUUGUUGCUAGUUGCCUAUGUCUGCAUGGCAAGAUGUCCAGCGUGGCAUGCACGAAUGGAAGUAGAUGCAACCAUCAUGUACAGAUAAUGUAUCUCACGAGUGGUUUUUGCUUGAUACAGAUUUAGAUGGACUGUGUUACCCAUUUGCAGUUAUUGUUCAUUCAAUCCUUCCUUGUGGACCUUGCUCAUUUCAUCUUUGAAAAGUAGUAGAAUACUUCAAUGUGAUUCACAUAUUGGGUUCAUGCACUUACUAAGCAUUAUGAACUUAAUUCUGCCUGCAAGCAAAUCUUUCUAGCUGGUUGGCUGCAUGUAUACGAGUAUGUUUGUCCUUCAUCCUUUCAGUCUGCUGAUGACUACAGCUAUACUUUUUUUUCAUCUCACAUUCUUGUUCAUUAAAAAAGAAAGUUAAACUUGGUUUUUUUUUCUCUUAAUGUGUGGGAUAUUUCUUUUCCCUUUGUGUUGCAAGGUUGUUGAUGUUUUACCAGACACAACACCAGAUUAAAGAUACAAGAAGGUAACCUUGGAAAGUUUGGGUUGUUGUGAUCUAUCAUUAUUAAAUGAUUUUUAUGUGCUUGAAUGUACGCAGACUGCCAGCUUCACUCUGCCAAUAAAGGUAACUUUUUCCUGCA